UUUUCUUCCCCAGCUUGUUUCCAGUUUCCCACUUUUCCUAUCUAUUAAUCGUACACAAAACCUUUCUCUUUAUAUAAUUUAAUCCCAUUGUUCUUCAUAGAAUAUAUAUUUUCUGUUGUUGAUUAUACUUUAAUGGGGUUCCCGGUUGGUUACACCGAAGUUUUCUUGCCAAAACUCUUGUAUCACACACUUUCCUUUCUGGGUUUCAUCCGAAAUCUGAUUUUCACGCUUUUGAACUUCCUCGGCCUUCCCGACUUUCUGGAAACAGACCCGGUCUGGCCGGACAACCCGACCCGAACAUCGCCGGAGAAUCCCCCCGUAUCGGCUCUCUUGAUCCGGGAAAUCCUUCCGGUCAUAAAGUUCGAGGAGCUUGUCGUCGUGGGGGACCCACCGGAGAGCUGUGUCGUUUGUCUGUACGAGUUCGAAGGAGGGGAAGAGAUCAGAUGGUUGAGGAACUGCAGGCACGUUUUCCAUAGGGCGUGUUUGGACCGUUGGAUGGACCAUGACCAGAAAACGUGCCCGCUGUGUAGAACGCCGUUCGUGCCGGAUGAGUUGCAGGACGAGUUUAAUCAACGGCUCUGGGCUGCUUCCGGGGUUGCUGAUGUUUACACCGACUACAGUUCGGUUCCGGGAUUGUAGAUUUUUUUGCAUGGCCGAUUUUUUCUUUCCGGUAAUAAGCUUAUGAAAAUUGUACAUAUUGCAUGGCAAUUGGAGCACGACCAAUAAAAAUGGAGGAAUUGAAGUUUGAACGUUGCAAUUAUGCUUUGUUUGAUGAACCUGUAAUUAUCCCCACACCAUAAGAUUAGUGAGACUGAAUUUCAAUUU
Messenger RNA from Hibiscus syriacus, 825 nucleotides. RefSeq names its product E3 ubiquitin-protein ligase RHA1B-like. The record is from RefSeq and is a predicted model, not a curated record. NCBI's taxonomy places the organism in Eukaryota, Viridiplantae, Streptophyta, Magnoliopsida, Malvales, Malvaceae. The transcript is spliced from 2 exons. Gene Ontology annotation, molecular function: zinc ion binding; ubiquitin protein ligase activity. The coding region runs from base 133 to 639 and encodes 168 amino acids. Gene Ontology annotation, biological process: protein ubiquitination.